UCAAGGUAUCAAGUUUGUGUCCACAGAGACCAAUGAAACCAUGGAAGCCAAUUCAGAGCUGGACGACUACCAGUACGACGAUGACUUGUCUGAGGAUGCCAUACUUGUUACACCUUUCGAAGUCUGUCCAGACUCGCUGGGUGAGCUUUCAGGAGGUCAAGACGAAAGCAUUGACCCCGACUCAAUUUGUGAGGAGGGAGGGGAAACCUAUUCUUACAUGAUCUCGAACGCACGCGUCCGCGCAGCUCUGAAACGACCCAUCCGACUCUGCAAAUGUGUCGGCGUCCCAGUAUGCUUGAUGAUUCUCGAGAUCGAGCUGCUGGAGACCAAGCGAAGCCGACAGAUGCCCCGACUCAUGCGUUUCAAAUCUGUCGAAAUCACAGCCGAGUUCAAGGACGCCGAAGGAAAGUCAAAACUGGGUCCCGAGAUCGCAAUGUUUUGCCCAGAAACGUACACUGGGAAACCGACGUUCGUUGCGCACCAGAUCAAAACUGCUUUAAAAUUGAAGCUCGACCCUGCAGGCGCAAUCCCUGUUGGUCUUAAAUUGGAAUUCGACCGAACUCAUACCCAGCAUUUCCAGCAAAGCUUCAGCGUUGAGAUUACAGGUCGAGCACUCCGCUAUGGACCGAGAACGCCAAUUGUGAAAUGGGAUAUCAAGGAAGAUGAAUCCCUCAAGCAAGGCGUCCCGAAGCAGUUAAGAUUGGUAGUUGCGGUUAAGAACCCCGAUGAACGGGCGUUCAACAUAAAGCUCAACUUUUUAGCUUAUCUUGGAUUUAACGCUGUGGAAUUCCGGGUGAGGAAAAAGGGGUCUGUGUUGUCAACAAAGGUGGACCCAAAGUCGCUUAGAGAACGAGCGCUAAAUGAUGAGCUUGGCCGACAACAUGGUGAAAAGUACCAGUGUCGCGCGGACGAUGAGGAGUUGACUGGUUUGAUGCUCGAGGUGGAGACAAAUAUGAAAGAUUCAACUGUGGGGAAAACGUCAGCCUUUGGUUGACCCGAGCACAUCUGGCUUAGAAGGGAAGCAAAAACGUUUCGAUUUUGUACACUAUAACAAAGCAUUUUGGCUUGGAUCAAAGUUUAAAUGAGAUUCGAUGUAGUGAUGCUGAGACUUCUACAGUAUCGUGCGAGGCUGUCAGGGCAAGCUGACUCGGCUACUGGGUACCGCAAACACUUCUAAAUUCCAACUCUCUUACUAAAGUAUAGUGUUAUAUAGCCAAAUAAAACUUGCUCUAC
Hyaloscypha bicolor E is the source of this 1233-nucleotide messenger RNA. RefSeq lists its product as uncharacterized. Bases 41 to 994 code for a protein of 317 amino acids. The transcript has a single exon. The record is from RefSeq and is a predicted model, not a curated record. NCBI's taxonomy places the organism in Eukaryota, Fungi, Ascomycota, Leotiomycetes, Helotiales, Hyaloscyphaceae.